CGGACAGACAAGGUGGAAGCAUAAGGGUAGUCUUUAACAUUUCUGCAGCAGUGGGAAGCUUGUUAUGGGUGAAAACACGGUAAGUAAACGUGUGAUGAUAGGUGACGACAUGAGGAAGGCAGCGCAGGACAGUAGUUGCCUCUCAAUUCUCAAGGCGAUAUCACCUUCACCAUGAUAACACACUCACGAGCGCCAAGAGGGGUUGUGAUGGUGCUUGUAAUCUGUCAUUGCGCCUUUCCUCCCGUCUACACCCAUGGUCAGAGCAAUGGGUCGACAUCUUACUGCCCACAUCGCCACGCCUUGAAGGAGGAGACGCAAAUACUGGAGGCGUCCGUGGUGGAGAGGGAAACAAGGCCCAGCAACAUCGUCAAUUUGCACACUGCCACGUACACCACCGCCAAUACUUACCUGCCCCGCACCGUCACCGUUCACAGGCCAAAGAUAGUGCAUUCCGUGGUGGUGACAUCACCUCAGCACACCACACAGACAGAGGUGUUGACCGUUACCUUCACCACUACAGCUCUCACCACCACUACAGCCACCCGCCUCCUCCACACCACCACCACACUCGUCCCUCCACGCCUCCCUCCUGUCACCUCCACUUCCACCUUGGUAGUGGAGCGGCCCGUCACCUCCCUCGUCCCCAGCGUCUCUUACGUCACGCCGGUGCAGACGGUGGUGGAGUUCCUGACGAAGAGAAUGACCACCGGUGUCUCUAGUCACGCCCCCGCCACGCCUUCCACCUACACCAUCACCGACACCAUUGUCUUCACUGUCUGUCCCCCUGAGGUCUUUCUAUAAGUAAAUCUUCACUUGUGUAUUGAAUUUGUCCGUGAUUCUGUAUUGUAUUCGUUUUCAAAUACUUUUCUUGUCGGCUUAAUUGCCCUGGUGUUACGUCAACCCGUCAUUUAUAACGUAUUGGAAGAACAAAGGAGAGGAGAGACAGGGCGGAUUGGUUGUGGAAGUCUUUAAAGAGGCGUUAUAUACAUUGCCUAUAGUGAUGUGGAUUACGCCUUAUUGGUAGUGGUAGUAGUAGUAGUAGUAUUAUAGUAGCAUCAGCAGUAUUUCCCUAGAAGCUAAGGAGUUAUUGUAUAUAAUAAAAACACAAUACACACACACACACACACACACACACACACACACACACACACACGUUAAGCAUGCACGUUUCGGUAAUUAGUGAGAAGUGUUUUUCAUGAUGCAUACAUAAGUCUUCCCUUAAACCAUUUUCUGUGACGCCAUCCGUUCUCUUCUUUGUUUAGAUUAUUUCAUGAAGCUUAAUGUUCAGUCCUUCGUGCUUAUGAUUGUAAGGUUUUAAUCAAAG
Molecule: messenger RNA, 1324 nt
Organism: Portunus trituberculatus (swimming crab)
Lineage: Eukaryota; Metazoa; Arthropoda; Malacostraca; Decapoda; Portunidae
Product: cell wall integrity and stress response component 3-like
Exons: 2
Coding region: 172-801 (209 amino acids)
Source: RefSeq, a predicted model, not a curated record